GGCCCAUUUAGAAUGAAGAAGUACUUUAGUUAAAAACUCAGAUAAACCUAGCCGUCGUCACCGUCACCGUCUCCGUCGAAAUCCCCAUUACUUACGACACCGCGAGCUCUCAAUCUUCUUCUUACACUCUAUUGCUUGUGUUUCCUCUUCACUACAACAGUUUCGUGUACCAAAGGCAGUUCUUUCUUUUGUCCCAAGAGCUAAAGAAAACAUGGGAAUACCAGAUGCAGCUCAAGACUUGUCGACAGAGAUGGAAGUUGAUGCUUUUAGAAGAAUCUUCCCUCUUCGUUUCUUUGAGCGUCAUCUCUCUGAAUCUCUUCGUCCUGAUGGAAGACAACUUGGAAAAGCUAGAGACACCAUUGUUAAUCUUGGACUUGUUUCAACUGCUGAUGGGUCUGCUCUUGCUAAGAUUGGUUCCACUACUAUGCUUGCUGCUAUUAGAAUGGAAGUUAUGACUCCUUCUACGGACUCUCCAGACGAAGGAUGCAUAGCUAUUGAGUUCCAUAUGCCUCCAAUUUGUUCUCCGACUGUUCGUCCUGGAAGACCAGCCGAAGCUGCUCCCGUUAUUUCAAAGCGUUUGUCUGAUACUAUUUUAAGUUCUGGUAUGAUUGAUCUUAAAGAACUGUGUCUAGUUAGUGGAAAAGCUGCUUGGAUGGGUUAUCUGGACAUAUAUUGCCUGGAUGCUGAUGGUGCUCUCUUUGAUGCUGCUCUGCUUGCUGCUGUCGCAGCCUUCUCCAAUCUGCAAAUUCCAAUUGUUGCUCUGAAUGACAAUGGAAGAAUAGUUGCCGUCACUGGAGAAAAAGAUCAAGACAAUGCUUUGAUCACCGAGAAAGAAGCAGUGAACAAGGAGAAGAGAAAACUUACGCUUAAGAACAUUCCUUUCUCUUUAACUUGCAUACUUCACAAGAACUACAUCUUAGCAGAUCCAACAACCGAAGAAGAAUCGAUCAUGGACACUCUUGUGACUGUUGUUUUGGAUUCCUCGGAUCAAAUGGUUUCUUUCUACAAAUCAGGAGGAGCUGCUCUCGCCUAUUCAUCAGCCAUCAAGAGCUGUGUCGAGUUAGCAAGGAAGAGAGCAAAGGAGCUUAAGCAGAUAUUGGGAGAGAUGGAUAUCGACUAAUUUAUCAGAUGGAACGAUUCCAUAACAUUGUUGAAAUUUUGUGUUACAUAUUUUAAUCAGAUCACCAAGUUACCCAUUUAGAGGCAAAGGAAGAAGCUCUUCACCAUUUUUGUUCGAUUGUGUUACGGUUUUGUUUGUCAUAUAACGACUUUAAUUUAGUGCUAGUGUAAGUGUGAGAUUAUAUUAUCUCCAUUUCAAACGAACCGAAAUGUGCGUAAGCUGAUUAAUUUUACAAAUGUUCAAAUCAAAAGCAAUUAACAAGUUUGUUUGUUGACCACCAUCGCAAGUUUGUUUUUGAUUAGGCUUUUCUGAAUUUUUUUAUGUUAUAAUGUAAGGGUAUGUUAAAAUAUUAUUCCAUUUAAAAGAGGCAUUGUA
Arabidopsis thaliana (thale cress) is the source of this 1495-nucleotide messenger RNA. RefSeq names its product 3'-5'-exoribonuclease family protein. NCBI's taxonomy places the organism in Eukaryota, Viridiplantae, Streptophyta, Magnoliopsida, Brassicales, Brassicaceae. Bases 212 to 1120 code for a protein of 302 amino acids. The record is from RefSeq and is marked reviewed. Gene Ontology annotation, cellular component: cytoplasm; nucleolus; exosome (RNase complex). Gene Ontology annotation, biological process: RNA catabolic process; RNA processing. The transcript is spliced from 9 exons.